Sphenostylis stenocarpa is the source of this 222-nucleotide messenger RNA. NCBI's taxonomy places the organism in Eukaryota, Viridiplantae, Streptophyta, Magnoliopsida, Fabales, Fabaceae. The record is from the annotation of a GenBank genome assembly.
AUGGCUGGGUUACUGGCAUGGGCGGUGGGAGGUGGCGGAGGAAAGGAAGCGGAGGACGAUUCCUUUAUCCCAAUCUUAUUCUCUGAAGAGCAGCAAAAAUUGCCUCCCCAGGAUAUCUCCCAGAGCCUCCCGCACCUCCACGCCCACUCCCUCGCCUCCAACGCCGCCCUCGCCCUCCAAUUGAACUCCCACUCCGCCACGCGCCAACAGGUCCAUAGCUAA